UGAGAAAGGCACAGCACAGAGCACCUCCACCUCCCAACAGAGUGUCUGUCACAGAAAGAACAAAGCUGAACUGGUGCCAACAUGCACUUAACUUGUGGAGUAGCUAUCUCCAGCAGUUAAAAGACGAGCCUCCGCACACACUCCACAUCGGUGUUUCUCUGUUGGCAACCAAGAUGAAGAAAGGUGCUCUCGCUCUCUUCCUCAUCCUCCUCACCUUUGCUUCCCAUGGCAUAUGGUGUGAAGCAGCUCGGAGAGGCACCAUGGCUGAUGCAGCUCAUCAUCAUCUGAGGCCUCAUCCCCAGGUGCAGGGAUUGCAUGAAACCCAAGGCAGGAGGCUCCUGGGGAAGCUGGAGCACAUGGCAGGUGGUGGCCCCGGCGGUGGAGCAAGUGGCGGCGGGAGGAACACCGGUGGCGGUGCGGCGAACACGAGGCCGCACAAUACCAAGAACGGCGGCGCUGUGGCCCUGCCGGACCCGGUGACCUCCGUUCUGGCACUGGUCUUCAGCACUACCAUUCUUCUCUCGGUGCUCAGCUUCUAAAGUACGGAUCUUGAUCCGGGUGGUACUGCUAGUAUCUGUGUAGUGUUGCAGUUUCAGAAAUUGUUUGCCUAACGUUUGUGGGUAUCGCACUAAUAUGUUUACCUAAUUUGUGCUUCUUAA
Triticum urartu is the source of this 659-nucleotide messenger RNA. RefSeq lists its product as uncharacterized. The record is from RefSeq and is a predicted model, not a curated record. Lineage: Eukaryota; Viridiplantae; Streptophyta; Magnoliopsida; Poales; Poaceae.